This is a messenger RNA of Protopterus annectens (West African lungfish), 2080 nucleotides long. RefSeq names its product hydroxylysine kinase (gene HYKK). The transcript has 5 exons. Lineage: Eukaryota; Metazoa; Chordata; Ceratodontiformes; Protopteridae. Gene Ontology annotation, molecular function: amino acid kinase activity. The record is from RefSeq and is a predicted model, not a curated record. Bases 93 to 1307 code for a protein of 404 amino acids.
AUUUGUGGCUUUGAUGUUUGCAUUUAGACGAGUAGGAUUUCUAAACUCUAUUUUGCUCCAUCUGUAACAAAAGUACAUUCUUUCCGCAUUCAAUGGAUUGUGAUGGACAUGAUAAUGCACUGUCAAAGCCUACCCUUAAUGAUAUGCAAGCUACGCUAUUAGUUGAAAAGGUUUUUGGACUACGCGUAUCUGAGAUCCGAUCUCUGCCCAGUUAUGGUGAUCAAAAUUUUUAUGUUAAAGUACAGAGAAGUGAAGAAUCUGAUGAUCUUGUUACUGACUAUGUGCUCCGAAUAUCAAAUGCUUAUGACAGUCAAAAAAAUGCUGAAAUGUUAGAAGUGCAGACAGAAGUUAUGUUAUUCCUAAAGCUGAAAGGAUUUCCAUCACCUGCACCAUGUCUAAAUAAAGAUGGUCAAGUUUUGUCCCUGGAAAACAUUGAUUAUGGCUUUGGUCUCAGGACACAUAUGGUACGUCUUCUGACAUUCCAGCUUGGAACGGAACUUGCAAAAUGUCCAAUAAAUGCCCAUACUUUAUAUGAAGUUGGAAGAAUGGCGGCGUUAAUUGAUAAAUCUCUUCAUGAGGAAUUUCAGCAUCCAAAACUCAAAAGUCUUUACCGUGAAAAAUUCAUUUGGAAGCUGACAAAUGUGCACAUGCUGGAAAACUUCCUUGAUGUCUUGGGUGAAAGCAAAGAAAAAAGAGUCGUGGUAGAUGUCAUUCAACAGUUCAAGGAGGAAAUCCAGCCAAAUUUAAACAAGUUUCGUCCAUGUGUAAAUCAUGGAGACCUUAAUGACCAGAAUAUCUUACUGGAACCGGUUAAUACUGUGAAUGGCAUCUGUCAAGAGGAAAACUACAGGAUCUCUGGAAUUCUGGACUUUGAUGACAUGAGUUAUGGAUACUAUGUCUUUGAGUUGGCUGUCUGUAUAAUGUACAUGAUGAUUGAAAAUAAAGAGCCUAUCUUAGUUGGUGGCCACGUACUUGCAGGGUUUGAAAGUGUGGUUCCAUUAACCUCAGAUGAAAGAGAUGCUGUAUUUCUACUAGUAAACUGUAGAUUUUCUCAGUCUCUUGUUAUGGCCCGGUACAAUGUUUCACUAUGUCCUGAAAAUGAAGAGUACCUCAUGAUAACAGCAAAAACUGGCUGGAAGCAUUUAUUGACUCUGUGGGAUAUGGGCAAGGAAUCUGUGGAGAAGAUCUGGUUUGGAAUAGCAGAGUCCUACGUAAAUAUGAAAAAAACCUUGACAAAAGUACCUUAUGGUGCAUCAGUUCUGACAGAAACAUACAGAGAUGCUGAUAGUAGAAGUCCCACAGUCUAAGUCCACCUGAACAUUACAGUUAAAAUCUUUGCAGCUGCCCUUUUUCACUACUUAUUCAUUCCUUCUUCCAUCUAGUACAGGCACUAUUGUACACCUUUGAUGACAUACCUUUAACAUUGUUUCUGGAAAUUAGAUUCAUAACCUUCCAGAACUGCGUAUAUGCGCUAACCAAUGGAGUGUUCUUUGAUCUAACCAAUGGAGUGUUCUUUGAUCUGACCAAUGGAUUGUUCUUUGAGAUGAUGAUGACCUCAGUAUCGUUGGAGUCCACUCCAUCAGUUGCAUACCCCAGUCUUUCCCAGUUUCCUUUUAUGUAGUUGACUAUAAGUUUGGUUAUAUGCCUGGGGUACUUGUCCACCAUAGCACUGUCCUGCAGGAGUGCAUUUUUUCACUAGAUCUUUCCCACCUUAGAAAUUAAGAUACUUAUGUACAUUACAUGCCAGCUGCUACCUGUUAGCUUACUGCAUAAGCUGUAGCAGUACUCUGUGGCGAUGCCUUUCAUUAUCUGUGAUCAUUGUACUAAUCUUUCUGCCAUCACUGAAAAGUUUGAUCAUGCUGUACACCCAGCAGCGGUGGCUACACAUUCCUUCUCAUUCCAGGGCACAAUAGGGACACAGUAGCUAGCUGGUGAGGCAUGUAGAAAAUGUGAAGCAAAAAAAAAAAAAAAAAAAAUACCCAAACGCCAUAUUCAUGAAGUAUAGGAUACAUGACACAUGGAAACAGUUCACCCAUAAUCUAGUAUUAAAAAUAAAAUACCAUUUCCUUCCAAAUAAACA